AUGGCUUACAACUAUGUAGUAACUGCUCAGAAACCGACAGCCGUGAUAUCAUGUGUAACCGGCAACUUCACAUCACCAACGGACCUGAACCUCUUGGUGGCGAAGGUAUCCCGCCUGGAGAUGUACCUCGUCACUCCAGAGGGUCUGCGCCCCAUGAAGGAAGUUGGUUUGUACGGAAGAGUAGCCAAAAUGAAGAUGUUCAGGCCUCCGUAUGAGAACAAAGACCUUGUGUUCAUUCUAACAGCUAGAUACAAUGCCAUGAUAUUAGAAUGGAGAACCACUGCCAGUGGUGAGCUAGAAGUUGUGACGAGAGCUCAUGGAAAUGUAUCCGACAGGAUCGGAAAGCCUUCAGAGAAUGGCAUCCUCGCCGUAAUCGACCCACAAGCCAGAGUGAUUGGUCUAAGACUGUAUGACGGUCUAUUUAAAAUUAUACCUUUAGACAAGGAUUCUACAGAGCUCAAAGCUGCUAGUUUAAGACUUGAAGAGCUGAAUGUCUAUGAUGUAGAAUUCUUACAUGGUUGCUCCAACCCUACAAUAAUUUUAAUUCAUCAAGACCUAAAUGGCAGACAUAUUAAGACGCAUGAAAUAAAUCUAAGGGAGAAAGAAUUUAUGAAGAUACCAUGGAAACAAGACAAUGUUGAGACUGAAGCAUCGAUACUGAUUCCAGUGCCCAGCCCCCUAGGUGGUGCCAUUGUGAUAGGUCAGGAAUCUAUUGUGUACCAUGACGGACAGAGCUAUGUUGCCGUCGCCCCACCACAAAUAAAGUUAACUCCAAUAAACUGCUACUGCCGCGUGGACGGGCGCGGGCUCCGUUACUUGCUGGGCGACAUCGCGGGCCGACUGUUCAUGUUGCUGCUGGAGCUGCAGGAGAAGAUGGAUGGCACGCAGGCUGUUAAGGAUCUCAAAGUAGAACUUUUAGGUGACAUACCAAUCCCCGAAUGCAUGACAUACCUGGACAAUGGUGUAGUGUUCAUCGGGUCUCGUCUAGGGGACUCUGCGCUCGUCAGACUGUCAGCGUCGAGGGAUGAAGCCAGUCAGUAUGUACAGCCUAUGGAGAGCUUCACCAGCCUCGCUCCCAUCGUAGACAUGUGUGUUGUGGAUCUGGAGAGACAGGGACAGAAUCAACUCAUUACAUGCUCUGGCGCAUUCAAGAUGGGUUCGCUGCGUAUAAUCCGCAACGGUAUCGGUAUACAGGAGCAGGCCUCCAUCGACCUGCCCGGCAUCAAGGGCAUGUGGGCACUCACCCUUGCCGAGAACUCUACCUACCAUGACACGCUUGUAUUGGCAUUCGUGGGACAAACUAGAGUGCUAACUCUAAACGGAGAAGAAGUCGAAGAGACUGAGAUCAAAGGUUUUGUCGCAGACAGACAAACUUUCUUCACUGGCAAUGUUUGCCAUAAUCAACUAAUUCAAGUAACGGACGAAGGUAUCCGCCUGAUAUCUCGCGGCGGGUCUGGCUGGCGGCUGGCGGCCGAGUGGCGCGUGGCGGGCGCGCGCGGGCUGUCCGUCGUGGCCUGCUCCGCGCUGCGCGUCGUGGCCGCCGCCGGCCCGCGUCUGUACCUCGUCGCCAUACUCGACGGACAACUCGAGCUCAAAGCCGAGGUUUGUAUGGAGGAAGAGGUGGCGUGCCUGGACCUGGGCCCCGGCGGAGACGAGGCUCUGUUGGGCGUGGGACUGUGGACCGAUAUAUCUGUCAGAGUACUUAAAUUACCUGAUCUGAGGCCUUUGCACACGGAAAAAUUAUCUGGAGAAAUAAUUCCCCGGUCGCUGCUGAUCUGCGUGCUGGAGGGCGUAUGUUACCUGCUGUGCGCGCUGGGCGACGGGUCCAUGUUCUACUUCACGGUGGACCAGGACACCGGCGUACUCACCAACAAGAAGAAGGUCACGCUCGGCACGCAGCCCACUGUGCUCAGGAGCUUUAGGUCGCUAUCGACAACAAAUAUAUUCGCGUGCUCGGACCGUCCGACGGUGAUAUUCUCGUCGAACCACAAGCUCGUGUUCUCCAACGUCAACCUCAAAGAAGUUACCCACAUGUGCUCUCUUAAUGCUCAGGCUUACCCGGACAGUUUGGCGCUGGCGACGGACAGUACGGUGACAAUAGGCACCAUCGACGAGAUACAGAAGCUACACAUUCGAACUGUACCGCUGGGGGAGACGCCGCGACGUAUUGCGUACCAGGAGGCUUCGCAGACGUUCGGCGUGAUCACGAUGCGCGUGGACAAGCUGGAGUGGGGCGCGGGCGGCGGCGCGGCGGGCGUGGCCCCGCGCGCCAGCGCCUCCACGGCGGCCGCGGCCGUCAGCGGCGCGCCGCCCGCGCAGCCCAAGCACGCGCCCAACGCACUCGACCUCGAGGUGCACAACCUGCUCGUACUCGACAACCACACCUUCGAAGUGUUGCACGCACACCAACUGAUGACCAACGAGUUCGCGAUGUCGCUCGUCUCCUGCAAGCUGGGAGAUGAUCCCAACCACUACUACGCACUCGGCACUGCACUACUUAACCCGGAGGAGUCGGAACCUAAACAGGGCAGGAUCCUGUUGUUCCACUGGUCAGAAGGCAAGCUGGUGCAGAUUGCAGAGAAGGAGAUCAAAGGAGGAUGCUAUACAUUAGUCGAAUUUAAUGGCAAACUGCUCGCAACGAUAAAUAGUACGGUCCGCCUCUUCGAGUGGACUUCAGAGAAGGAGUUGCGGUUGGAGUGUAGUCACUUUAAUAACAUAGUCGCUUUAUAUUUAAAAGUAAAGGGCGAUUUUAUUCUUGUCGGAGACCUAAUGCGAUCCAUGUCAUUGCUUCAAUAUAAGCAGAUGGAGGGAAGCUUCGAGGAAAUAGCACGGGAUUACAGUCCUAACUGGAUGACAGCAAUCGAGAUAUUAGAUGAUGACACCUUCUUGGGUGCUGAAAAUAGUUUCAACUUAUUUGUGUGCCAAAAAGACAGUGCGGCGACGACAGAUGAAGAAAGACAGCAGAUGUCGUACAUGGGCCAGUUCCACCUCGGGGACAUGGUCAACGUCAUGCGCGGCGGCUCGCUGGUGGCGCAGCACGCCGACAGCGCCGCGCCCGUACACAACCCCGUCCUGCUCGCCACCGUCACCGGCUCCAUCUGUUUAGUAGUGCAAUUAGCCCCGGAAUUGUAUGAAUUUUUACAUCAACUAGAAGAGAGAUUAACACAUACUAUUAAGUCGGUGGGCAAGGUCCCGCAUUCGUUCUGGCGGUCCUUCAACACGGAUAUAAAGACAGAGCCGGCUGAAGGUUUCAUUGAUGGCGACCUCAUCGAGAGCUUCCUAGACCUCUCCAGGGAAAUGCAACAGGAGACGGUGCAAGGUUUACAGAUCGACGACGGCGGCGGAAUGAUGCGCGACGCGACAGUAGACGACCUCAUCAAAAUAGUCGAGGAUCUCACGAGGAUACAUUAG
Messenger RNA from Spodoptera littoralis (African cotton leafworm), 3411 nucleotides. The record is from the annotation of a GenBank genome assembly. NCBI's taxonomy places the organism in Eukaryota, Metazoa, Arthropoda, Insecta, Lepidoptera, Noctuidae.